Messenger RNA from Schizophyllum commune H4-8, 1462 nucleotides. RefSeq lists its product as uncharacterized. The record is from RefSeq and is a predicted model, not a curated record. Lineage: Eukaryota; Fungi; Basidiomycota; Agaricomycetes; Agaricales; Schizophyllaceae. The transcript is spliced from 7 exons. Bases 319 to 1413 code for a protein of 364 amino acids.
CCGCCAUCAUGUUCCCCCACCGCCGCAGAUGCUUACGAGCGCUUGACCUCUCCUCUGCUCCACCACUGGACCGCCUUGGAGGCCGCUGACACGUCCCGAGGCUCUCGGGGAGACAGGCUGAAGGCCCCCACCAUUUCCGCGCUGAAGUCGGACGCGCCUGACGCGCCCGAACCCUCUAUAUCUGGUUAGCGUGCGCCUCAGCGUCAACGGGAUUCCCAGGAAGAAGGACAGCAGUGCCAUAUAUUCAGUGCACAACGGGCCUCAACUUGACGUUGACUAUUGAGGAGAGAAGUACACCAUCGAGCACCUGGAGCCAAUAUGCUACGCGUCCUCCGCUCACGGCACUCCCAAGCGCCUCAGCCUCAGCAACCGACACAUGCGUCGACCAUGCCCGUAGAGGGCACGAUCGCGGACGAGGGGAACGGUGCCGCGCGCCUCGAUCUGAACCGCGUUCAGCAGCGGAGACAAACCCAAGAAGAACAAGAUCAAGAGGAUGACCGGGAGCGGAAGAAGGCGAUGAAGGAGCUGGUGCAGUCGUGGAUGGACAGGCUGCAGCUCAUUUCUGUGAUCACCACGUUCUUCGCGUCUACCGAAGCUGGGUUACUGCAGGUCGUUGCGCCCAGUGAUCCGAGUGACAUGAGUGCCACCGAAAGUGCGGCCAAUGCGGGUGUACUUGGCGCGCUUGUGUUGCAUACGAAUGCUGCAAUCCUAUCAUUCCUCGCCUCCUUCCUUCUCGUCCGGUACAAGGUCGAAGAGGCCAAGAAGGAAGAGAUGAAGAUCGAGUAUGCGGCGAGCGAUCACGACCACUCGGACGCAGGGAGUGAACACCCGGACGCACCCUCCUACGAGGGAACGGACAUCGAGAAGGGGCCCGUGACGAUCGAGAUGACCGCGUCCGAGCCAAGCACCAAGCGCGAUGCCCCAGUUCCCAUGAGCAGGACGGGAAGCAACCCUGCCAAGGCGCGAAGUAAUGCUACGAACAAUGGAAGCAACCCCACCCUGUCUGUGCACAACCUCAAGCGUCCGCCCGUGACAGUGACGAGUCCCUCGCCAAUCUCACCCUCGCAGACGCAUUCGAUUUCGAACCCGUCGUUUGCGUCGCCGUUGGCGAGUCUGCGGGCGAUGAAUUCGAGCGAGCGGCGGCAAACGCUGUCGGAGCCGCCUAUCUUCCACGCGAACCCACACUUAGAGCAAGUAGGCCCGUUUGCGAUGCUGCAGCCGCCAACGCAUCUGUUGAGUCGGUGUCAUGCUCUAUGUUUAUGGCUGAGUGCGCUCGGGUUUGUGCUCGCUAUCAUGGGUAUCGCCUGCUUUGCUUGGAGCCGGACGACGACCGGCGUGGCGAUCUUCACGACGGCGCUUAUUGGUGGGUCGGCAUUGGCUUCAGGGCUUGUUUUCCUAUACCCCUCGACAUGAUGAUACCUCCUUGCACGUCGCGUACGAUGAAGACACUUCGCUCGCUUGA